AUGGGCAGUGGCGUACCCAUCAGCACCACUUAUCCCAUGGAGACUGGUGCUCCUCAGGUUGUCUACACCUCAUCGCCAUAUGUGAUGCCUGGUGCUGCCUCCAUCAGUGCCAUGCCCAUGACCAGCUAUACCACGAUGCCAAUAGCGUACAGCGGCUUGGACCACUCCCAGGGCAAAUGGUUCGCCCCGGGCGAGGCUUUGCCGCCCGGAUUCAUCAUCACGGCUCACCCAGAGGGCCACACAGCACCACAGGAGGGCCACAUGAUGACCGACAAGGCCCGCGAGAGCUUUGUGAUCACCACCGGCACCGCCGGAAUCAAAACUGGUAACAUUUGUUAUCCUGUCAAUGCUCCAAUGCUGCGCCAGACCAAGAAGAGCAAAAAGAAGAAGUCCAGCGGCGUGGCGACUGAGCCGAUGCCAGUGACUGAUGCUGUCCCUGUGACCAGCGCUGUAUCUGGGGCUGCAGUGGCGUCAAUGCCGUGCGGCAUUCAGCAGCGACUGACGAGGGUCCGGGUUCUCCUUCAUUGGGGGCCUGCACCAGGGGUAUUGCCACCAGGGGUCGCUGCCGAUUCAGUGUAUCCACUCCCUGUGUAUACAGCUGCUGAGAUGGCUGGUUUCCGGGCAGAGGCCCAGAGAGAGGUGGCAGCUGCCCUGGCAGCCGGCGGAGGCGGCUUGGCUGGGGCAGCAGUUGUGGCUGCUCCUGUAGCCAUAGCUGGGGCCCCCCAUGUCGUCCCAGCUGGGGCAGUUGCUGCCUCCCGGGUCCCGGGUCAGUUGCAGUGGUUGGCAGCAGAAAGCAGGUGUGGUUAUAAAUUUGGCGAUGUGGUGAGUGGCAUUGCAACAGUUCCAGUGGAGAAUGGUCGCAUUGUGCAGGUUUUGCCAGAUGGGCAGUCGAUUUUUGUGCAGUGCGUCGAUGGUGGGAAGCUGGAUGAGUUUCUGGGUGUGCCAGCGUUGUCAGAUCACCGGGUUUUGCCGGUGAAGUACAAUGCUAUGGGUGUGCCUGAGCGCUCGCUGGCUGAGGUGGCUGCCACCUGCCGUGAAGAGCCAGUGAAAUGGUCUCUCCCUGGGCCGAGGACAGCGAAGUGGUGUGUGACGUACCUGAGCGUCGAGGCAAUUGGUUUCGAAGCUCACCACGAGCGACUGCGAUCUUUGUGCAAGCUGGAGCCCAACUCAUGGGGGGUCCAGGAACAUUUCCAGUUGUCAAUGACUCUGCGACACGCCUUGCAAAUUGACCAAGUUGAUGGUUUCAAUCUGGUUUUUGUCGAAGUGAUGUUCAGGCGUUUGCAGACCAUUGAGUAUGCGCAUUCUGAAAGAGCGAGGGAGGCAGAGAGCAAGAGCGUGGGGGGCCGAUUGUCCAUCGAAGAGCAACAAACCUUCGGUGGUCUUGUCAGGCAUGCUGCAACGCUGAUGAUCUGCCCAAGCCUUUUGGAUCAUGUCAAAUCCGAGGUCGAGAAGGAGGUCGGUCUUCAGAAGAACAUGAGAAAGAUUCGAGAGGAAAGGGAGGCCGCAAGAAAAGCUGGGAACAAAGGCAAGAAGCAAGGCUUCCUCGACAAGGCCUUUCCCGGAGUUGUGCGCGCCGGCUGCUGCGUGGCAAUGCAGUUGAGUUUGGCUCAGUCUCGUGCUCUGGAAUUUGUGACGCAAUCAGUGCAUGCGAUGGGUGCUCCUCCGGAGGAUCUAUCUUGUCAAGGAGCUCUUGAGAUGCUUCGGACAACUGGGGUGUAUGGGGGGGACCAGGCCCCAUCUGCUCUUGGUUCUUACAAUCCCGCUUUGCUCUCGUUGCCAAACGAAGGAAAUGUUCCCGUGCCUUUGGAAGAUUUAUGGGGGCAGGGCGGGCCCGAGUUUGUGGGGACGUUCGUCCGCAAUGUGAUUCUGCCCGAGAGUGUGGCCAAGUCAAAGAUCAAGGCCACAGGAUUGAGACAGUGCUACAGCGACCCUUUGCUUCGUCAUCCCAAAACCUUCGCACAGCUGGUCAGACGGCUGCAUGAUUGCGGCCUUGUAAGCUAUAGCCUGGAGCCCUCAAAGUCCUAUGUCGAGCUUUUCUUUGUAAAGAAGAAGAAUGGCAUGUUGCGUAUGGUUGUGGACUGUAGACAUAGUAAUGAAUGGUUCGCUCCCCCUAUUGGUGUUGCCUUGUCUACUGGUGAUGCUUUGUCGAGGAUUGAGCUUAGUCCACAUGACAAUUUGUAUUUUGCCUCCGCUGACCUCAAAGACGCUUUUUAUCAUUUGGAACUUCCUCAUGGUAUCCGUCAUCUGUUUGGUUUACGGGGUGUUCGAGCUGGAGACAUAGGUAUUGCAGCACUUCGGGAUUCGGGUUUGGUUGUGCAUGAGGAGGAACAAUCUAUGGGUAGUGCUCAGAUUUUGGGUUGGGAGUUUUCUUCAGAUGGUACCCUUCGACCCACAACACGGCGUCUUUGGAAGGCUGACGAUGUGGUUGCACAUGGUUGGGAUCAGCAACAUGAUGAUGCAGAGGGCUUCGACGAGUGGUUCAACAGAUAUCUGCUUUAUGCCUUUGCUCAAGCGUUUGUCUUCAUACCCGUUGGUGCCCCUCAGAAUGGAAUCCAGCGGAUAGCCCAUCAAGAGGUGGGUGGAAAGCUUCGACUCCUCAGCGGCAUUUGGGUCAUGGUGAUCCACCGGUGCCUGGAUGUGAGGCCUUCUCCAGCUCCAAGCCAGUCAUCCAGCCAGAGACAAAGCAGAAGAUCAGUAGCAAGGACUCGACAAGCUGCAGUCUCGAUGCCUGCACGACAGCAGGUGCAACAGACCGUGCUACAGUGGUCGUCAGUGACAGCGGCGACAAGAGCAACAUACCUUCGCCAUUGGAGUCAGUUCUCAAACUGGUCACUUCAGAUGGGGUUAGCACUUGGCAGCAGCGACGAGGUCGACAGAGCCCUGACGCUGUAUCUCGAGGAGUGCUACCUGGACGGAAGCGACUUGAGUUUGGGUCGAUAUGUGGUGGCGGCUGUAACGUUUGUUCGGCCGGAUCUGCGGAGCCCAGCGAUGCAGAAGUUGCCAGGCACAAAGCAAAGUCUUCAGGGAUGGCGCAAUUUGUGCCCACCUCAGAGCCGCUUGCCGGUUCCUUGGGAAGUGGCUUGUUUGGUGAGCGCGUGGGCCUUCAAGCAGAAGCUUUGGCAAAUGGGAGUGGGGCUACUUCUGAUGUUUGCUAUGUACCUGCGGCCAGCCGAACUUUGCAGGCUGAAAGUCAGGGAUGUUGUCUUCCCAAAUGCGAGAUUGCGAAGACGCCAUCAAAAGACUGUGGUGACUUUGCACAGUUUCGAGGACGGCAUUCCGUCAAAGACACACGAGUUCGACGAGACCAUCGAGCUCGACCUGGACCACCACCAGUUCCUGACCCCGAUGCUUCAGAACAUGAUUUUGAAGUUGCACCUCCAGAAGGACAGUUCCCUUUUCAACCUAGAGGCAAGUCAGAUCCGGGACUUCCUGCAAGAAGUCCAAAUGAAGCUGCACAUCAACAACAUAGGACCUCUCCAUCCCUAUCGGUGGAGACAUGGAGGAGCCAGCAUGGACUUCUGGGAAAAGCACAGGGAUCUGGUGUCAAUACAGAAGCGGGGUCGAUGGCGGGCAAUGGCGUCCGUCAGAAGAUACGAGAAGGGGGGGCGUUUGGCUCAGCUUCUCAGCAAGCUCCCCGAUACUACACAGGAGUUGGCCACGUGGGCAAGCGAAAACAUAGACGAGGGCUACUACAACCCGAGCGAUUCGCAACCUUUAGGUUUCAGUGACCUUGGUUUUGCCGAUAUGGUCAAAGUUCGGGAGGGCAAUCUUUGGAUGCGUUUUUCGGCUCAGGUUUUUAACUUGUGUAUGAAGCUACAUAUUCCAGUAACCAUGGAGAACCCCUUCCGGUCUCGUAUUUGGCUGUGUCCUCCCAUCAAACAUUUGCUGCGACGAAAACAGUGUUACAGUGUUGAUGUUGAUUACUGUGCUUUUGGUACUCGUUGGCGUAAGCGAACAAAAUUCCUUUACUAUGGUGUCAACCUUGAACAUUUGGGCGUUCAUCGCUGCUGCAAUUCAAAACGGGGGAUUUGUGCUUUUUCUGGCAAACCUCAUCUUCAAUUGAUGGGGGUUACCAAGUCAGGCGUUUUCAUGACCAAAUUGGCUGAACCCUAUCCUGUGCAGUUGUGUCUUAACAUUGCACAUGCUUUUUUGGAUUGGCACACUGAAGUUAUCGCUAACAAUUUUUGGCGGCGACUGUGGCCAGACAGCAAAGCAACCAUGGGUGGCUGA
Cladocopium goreaui is the source of this 4230-nucleotide messenger RNA. The record is from the annotation of a GenBank genome assembly. Lineage: Eukaryota; Dinophyceae; Suessiales; Symbiodiniaceae.